Cyprinodon variegatus (sheepshead minnow) is the source of this 923-nucleotide messenger RNA. RefSeq names its product troponin I, fast skeletal muscle-like (gene tnni2a.4). Gene Ontology annotation, biological process: muscle contraction. The record is from RefSeq and is a predicted model, not a curated record. Lineage: Eukaryota; Metazoa; Chordata; Actinopteri; Cyprinodontiformes; Cyprinodontidae. The transcript is spliced from 7 exons. Gene Ontology annotation, cellular component: troponin complex. The coding region runs from base 122 to 637 and encodes 171 amino acids.
CAUAUAUACGUAUUUCAUUUUUCUCUGUCCGUGGCUUUGGCAGUGUCUGCUUUUCUUCCAACAAGUGUAUACUGUCCUCCUUCCUUCUCUCCAUAGAUCGUGAACGACAAAGGCCAUCAAGAUGUCUGAGAAAAAGAUGACAUCCAGCCGUCGGCACCACCUGAAGAGCCUGGUGCUUCAGGUUGCUGCAAACUGGCUGGAGAAGGAAAAGCAGGAGACCAUUCAGGCCAAAGAGGCUUAUAUGGCUGAGCACUGUCCCGCUCCGGAUAUGAAUGGAGAUCAGGCUGCUCUCAUGGAAGUCUGCAAAAAGCUCCAUGCUGCCAUUGACAAGAUUGAUGAGGAAAGGUACGACAUCGAGGCCAAAGUCCAAAAGGCAGAAAAAGAGAUUGAGGACCUGAAGAUCAAAGUUGUGGACUUGGUUGGAGUGAAGAAGCCUGCUCUGAAGAAAGUGCGUAUGUCUGCUGAUGCCAUGCUUAAGGCUCUGCUGGGCUCCAAACACACAGUCAACAUGGACCUUAGGGCUAACCUGAAGCAAGUCAAGAAGGAGACCAAAGAGGAGCCAACAGAAGCCGUGGGUGACUGGCGUAAGAACAUUGAGGAUAAGGCAGACAGGAAGAAGAUGUUUGAGUCUUCCUAGAUGGUCUCUGCUGCUCAUCUAUCUGUUUACAUGAACUCCACGUGUCUUAUGUGCCGGUUGAACCGAUGUUCAUUUUACAGCUGAGGGCUAGUGUGUCUCAGGGGUGUCUUUCUGGAAGAAACGUAACGUGUCAGUGUGACUGAAGGGGAGUUUUUGCACUUUGUUCUAGUCUGGAGGGAGGAGGAAGAGAGUGGGGUUUAAGGUUCACCACAAAAACACCAUGGUUCCAUACACACAGCAACACUCAUACACUGAAGGAAACAAUAAAUAAAUCUGUAAAAAGAAA